AUGGCUGCAAGAUUUUUUUUGGGUGUUUUUGAAUCUGGUCUUGCCCCUGGCGUCACAUAUUACAUUACAAAAUGGUACAAGAAAUCUGAACAAACUUAUCGUAUUAGUUUGUUUUUUUCUGGUGCUACAAUUGCUGGUGCAUUUAAUGGUCUUUUAGCAUUUGCUAUUGCGGGCUGUGCAAUGAUGGUAGCCUGGGGCAACAUAGGUGGUGUAAUAAGCGCGCAAAUAUACAAAUCCGUUGAUGCUCCUGCUUAUAAGACUGGUCAUACUAUUGCAAUAUCAUUUGUAGUUGUUGCCAUAAUUUUAUCCAUAAUUCAAUAUUAUUUAUUGAAUAAUGCUAAUAAAUCUAAGCUUAAAAAUCCUGAAAAGUUUUUAAAAAAAUUAAAUGGAGAGGAUGUUAUGAAUUUGGGAGAUUUACAUCCUUCAUUUAUUUAUA
Messenger RNA from Racocetra fulgida, 436 nucleotides. The record is from the annotation of a GenBank genome assembly. Lineage: Eukaryota; Fungi; Glomeromycota; Glomeromycetes; Diversisporales; Gigasporaceae.